Messenger RNA from Porites lobata, 14745 nucleotides. Lineage: Eukaryota; Metazoa; Cnidaria; Anthozoa; Scleractinia; Poritidae. The record is from the annotation of a GenBank genome assembly.
AGUUCAUCGGCGGGAAGAGAAGCUAGAAACAGCAUUGAUAGCAUGUGAUUUUUUAUUCACUGUAUACGCUCGAUCUUCCUUAAUUUAAGCUUGGCAAAUCACCAAAAAAGUUGAAAUAUAGAGAGUUUUAUACUGUCUUUGUGGACGUGCAAGAUGAACCCCAGUCAAAGUGGUUUGAUUGUAUUUUCACUGAAUUCAAACAAAGAAUUGUCCGCGAAGAUCGCCAGGUAGGAUAUUAUUAAAUUCAUAUCUUAUGAUGGGCUUGUGGCUUUCACAACAUUUUUUGUUUCUUUAUCUAUCGCUUGUUUUAUCCACUUCAGAAAACUUGGAAUCGAGCUUGCUCCGUGCGAUGUUGGAAAAUUUCAGAAUCAAGGUGAGAGCAGUAGAAAGCUGAUAUUGACAGAUUGAUUUAAACAAACAUUUAUACUCUUUUUCUCAUGCCUGCUGAAACUCAACGAAGACAUCCUGGAAAAUAAUGUUGUUAUCAAGCGUAAGAGGGUGUAUGGUUGUUUGCAUUACAGUGGACAAAAAGUAUGGAUAAUCUGCCUCUGGGGUGACGGGCAGAGGGGGGGGGGGUGGUGGGGGUACUCCCUUAUAUAAGCCAUAAAGGUAUGUGCCGCCCCAACGGUAGGGUUUUUGCGCCUUUUUAGUUUGUAAACGGGUACAGAUUUUGCCCUUUUUGGUCUGGAAUCGUGCCCCGGGGGGGGGGGGUACUUCCUUAUAACAGGCUAAUGGGGAUGUGCGGCUGGAUGGGGUCACAUUUUCACGACUGGAUUGACUAUAAUGGGGUCGCACAUUUUCUGAUUUUGGGGGGUAAGACAGUUCUUCAUAUUUACGGUUAGCAAAUGUACCAGAAUGUUUGUUACGAAAAGUAAAGUGUUCUUCAUUCCAUCUAAAAAAAUGGGUCAAUUCAUAAAAAUAGAAAGUGACUAAGUUGGGAGCGUGAAAAUUACAUAUUUGCCCAAAAGUGAUUAAGAUGGGGUCUAUAAUUGGCCACAGAAUAGACUAUAAUGGGGUAGGGGCUCUGAGAGGCCAGCGUCACAUACCCAGCAAAAAUUAACUCAAGUACCCUCCCGGGAAUCGGGUAUGAUUUUUGAGGGAACUAAGGGGGUGUAUAAUUAUAAUAAUAAUAAUAAUAAUAAUAAUAAUAAUAAUAAUGAUCGUUUAUUCAACCUUUUUGCAGCAUAAACUGAAUUACAAGGCAGGUCAUUAAUUAUAUACAAAUACCUCGGAAUUAUGACACAUAAAUAUAACUGUUAAUGUUAAGACAUAUCACAUUUCGCUAUUUUAAACGUGAUUCUGGUAUUUGAUGGUGCAAAAAUUUCCAAAUCUGUUAGUUCUUGAGGAGGCAGGCACAGAAACAGAUUCUCCUGUUCUAAGGGCAUACGGUCUUGUGUGCACAACUCGUGGCACUAAGCUUCGUAGCAGGUUGGAAGAAGAGUAACUUCGCUUGAGAAAUGUUAUGCAUGCAUCCUCCCUCCUCUGGCACAGCAAAAUUAAGCCUGAUUUCUUAAGCGCGUCCUUAUAGCACAGAGAAGGAAAAUAAUUUUAGCGCCUCUUUGUAUUGAUUGAAUUUGAUCAGCCAUAUUGCAUGAGGCCAGCCUGGGCCGGACCGAUACCUAAAACAGACCUGAUGAUACUACAAUAGACAAGAAUAAGCUGCCUAUCAGUUAGUCCGCACUUCUUAAGGGCGUGUAUUGAAUAUAACCGCUUACUUCCUUUCUUCACAAUAUGAGUGACAUGCUCGUAUGAACGUAUUUACAUUUUUUGCAUCAUUUCAAUUUCCAAAUGAGUAAGAAAGAAAGAGAAAUAUGCAAACUCUAAAUUUCUUAUCCAUUUACAUUUGUACCCUGCAUACAUUUUAAUAAAAUAGCACAGAGAAGGAAAAAUAAUUUUUAGCGCCCUCUUUUGUAUUGAUUCAAUUUGAUCACUUAAGUAUUGCGUAAGGCCAGCCCAAGCGGGACUCGCAUACUCUAAAACAGACCUGAUGAUACUACAAUAGACAAGAAUAAGCUGCCUAUCAGUUAGUCUGCACUUCUUAAGGGCGCGUAUUGCAUAUAACCGCUUACUCCCUUUCUUUGCAAUAUGAGUGACAUGCUCGUAUGAAUGUAUUUACAUUUUUUGCAUCAUUUCAAUUUCCAAAUGAGUAAGAAAGAAAGAGAAAUAUGCAAACUCUAAAUUUCUUAUCCAUUUACAUUUGCACACUGCAUACAUUUGUGGUUUUAAGCUUUACUCAAGGGAAUGUACAUGUACCUUUUGUUUCAUCUCCACAGUAUGUCGUUUGCUCAAAUUUUCAAGGCCUACAGUAAAGUUUUGUGUUUGAACCUGCUGUCCCUUUGUGUUGCAUUUGUAGAAUUCUGGAGAAAAAAUAAAAAAUGCCCAGGUGGGGGUUUGGGGAGGGGCAUGCUUGGAAUUUAUUGAGCCAGUAGAGAAUAAGGUCAGUACUGGAAAUUAUCAGCAUUAUUGAGAUCUGUCAAUAAGGCCUUUUGGUAUAAACUGGCUGAUUUUCAGCUUGGAGAAAAUAUAGUGCAAAACACUGUUAUUGUUGCAGUUCCUUUAGGUAGGCUUUAAAAAUCACAGGCUAACAAAACACGACAACAAAACAUAUGGUGUAAUGGGGGGAACAUCGCUCCGUGAUCGGCAUGGUGGACAACUUCCAUAGUGUGACCAUAAAGCCCUACCUAUCUCCCUGGCUCUAAUUUAUGCAGGCCGAAUCGGACAAGUUCAGGUCCAAAAGAAACAAACUUAACACAGCAUAAUACUCAUGGCACUACAAGCUGAAACCUCCGACCAGCAUUGUGCAACUUAAUGGAACGGUGUAGGCAAAUGUUCUGUUCGAGGAACUUUAUCUUAUCAGCACUAUGAGCUGCCUCCACCGGCAUGUGCUGGAAUACAUUCAAAAUAAUAUAAAAGUUUGUGUUAAAAUCAAAGCUUGGGGAAGUCACUGUGAGACUUGAAGCGAAGGCGAAAGAAAGCGGUGAGCCCAUGUUUAUUGGGAACAACAACAAAGCCUCCAAAGGGAGGGAAGGGUGGGAAUUACAAAACUUUAGCAAUACAGCUCAGAAUGAGACACAGGACUUUUACUAGGCCUUUUAUGGUCCGAGUGCUAUCCCAGGGUAAGCCAAUGAAAAAUACUGUACUACUGAAUAGAAAGUGCACCCAAAGUGCUCCAUGAAAUAUGCAUGAGGAAAAUUAUUUUUACUAACCUUACAAAACAAGUAAUACAUUAGAAACUAGCCCCAACUGCAAAAAAAACAAGGAUUGCUAUUGUAUCAGUAAUUUCCCAGCUAUGAAAGUGAUUUUAUGUACUAUCCGUACUUUUACCCACUACGAGUAAAAUUCUACAAGAUUUGAUAAAGGCUAUAGCCUAACGCUAUAUUACAUGUUGGUUAUUGAGGGCAUCACACUCAAUUAACUGCGUUUUACAAUUGAGUUGUAAAACUUUCUUAAAUACAGGGAGAGUCAAGAUUUUGAAGGGUUCGUCCAUGGCAGAUAAAAAGGUUGAUUUUGUGUGAAACACAUUCACAGUCUUAAUAAUUUGCUCUGCUCCCUUACCAUUUAGAAACCAAAGUGAAGGUGGGAAUAUCAGUGCGAGGCAAGGAUGUCUACAUAAUACAGUCAGGUCUUGGGUAAGGAAUUUGGUUGAUUGAUUGAUUGACUGAUUGAUUGAGAUUGAUUGAAAGUAAUUCUCUGUGCUUGUUGUUGUUGGGUCUUAAUAUUUUUGGAGGUGUACAUGAAUGCACAUGUAAAACAAAAGGCAAACACUAAACAAAUACAUAUAGAUUCUAUUAUGUUUGCAAUAAAUUUAUGCAGGUUCAAUCAUGCAGCUCUUGAUCAUAGGUGAUGAUGAGUUGAUCACUGAUGUUCUGAUGAGGGAGGAGCUUGGCCAGCAGCUAGUGGUGUGGUGAUCAUCGAUUAUAAUCGAUCAUAGAUCAAAAAUCUUUAAGCGAUGCAACAAUCGAUUAUGGAUGAUGACAAUCAAUUAUCGCGGACAAAUGAAAAAAACUUUUUAGGACAAAUAAAAUCAUUUAUGCUUCAAUCUACCCACAAUAUGGCAAACCUUAAUCAGAAUGAAAUAUGAGCUGUGCUCUGUUCGAAAAGGCAAUACAAACAACAUGAUGGAGAAAAAUGGCUAUGUGAAAUUUUGCACAUAGCUGGUUUAUUAAACUCUGAAAAUCCAAUACAAAUACAAACUCAAACUUUCAAAAACAUGGCUUUCACAAAGCAAAGAUGAGGGCAAUCAAUCACCUGAAAAAUACAAACCAUAGAACAAGGAAGAGGCAGGACUGUGGAGGAGGCGGGCUGAUGAAACAGUUUUGUGUGUCAAUGAGAUCACGAAUGCAAGAUCCAUUAUAUGACUAUCAAUAAAUACGACAUUGGCCUAAAAAGAUUUAUCUUGAAUUCAAAAUUCAAAUCAGUACCCCUCGAUUCCAUGUUCCAGCUCCUCUUCCACAUUAUCAUAAAUCCACUGUGAAACCAAAUUGUUGACAGAAUUUAAUUAGAAGAUGUAAAUAAUAUAUACAAAAAAUUGCAGAAGUUUGAAGCACAUUUAAUGGACUGUAAACAACCGCUCACCGUGGUAUCACCUUUUCCACCUGGCUACAUUUUAGCAGCCAAAUCCUUUAUAAAACACGUCACCCAACAGGCGAGGUUUUUCAUUUUUUAUUUUGUUCACAUUUUAUAGGGCGUAUUUCAUACGGAAAAACUUACCUUGAUGGUUCUCUUAGAAAUUGUCAAAAUUAGUAGCUGGCCGUAAAAUACAUGUACAUUUUUAGAUCUACUUACUGCGAUCAGAAAGGUUACAAGAGUAGAUAAAAGCAAAACAGAUAUAAAGAGCUUGUGAUCAUUGAAGUGAAACUCAUAUUGGCUCCCAGGGUCCUCUCCUUGUUGUCUCUUUUUCUUGUUAUCCACAACAAACCUGGUGGCUGAGUUUUUUAUCAAUAGAUUUUUAUCUAUAGAUUUUCUUAUUAUAAUCACUAGAAACAAUGGGUGUUCACUAAAUAAAUUAGAAUUUGGAUGGAGAAGGUUUGCCUUUCAAGGGGCUCUAGUUUAUAUAUAAUACUUUACCUCGGCAUUUAAGAAAUUUAAAUUCUAUGUUUCUUUUUAAGAGUAAUUUAAAACAAUUUUUUCAAUAGUAUUCCAUAAUUCACAACUCUUUUCAGUCUUGUAAGUCGAUGAUUUUCAUUUUUAAAUCUUAGAUUUCUUAGUGUUAUUUUAUUUUAUUUUCCUUUUUUGGUUUUAUUUUUAUUUUUUAGCUAUUUAUGAGAUAAUUACAGGACCCUUUUGAUAACAGUUCUUUUUAUAGGAAUUGAUAGGUUAUCCUAUCCUAUAAAUAUUCGCAUUAUUAUUAUUAUUAUUAUUAUUAUUAUUAAUCGAUGAUCAGUCGGUUGGGUCAAUCCGAUUAUUUCCAAUGAUCGAUGAUAAAAUCUCAGGUGAUUCCCAUCAUUACCAGCAGCUCACCUACUCCUUUACUCCUUUAUGUACUUCUGACAAGUUACUUAUCUCGGUUUUUUUUCCAUUCAGGGAAAAUCUUAAUGUUAAUGAUGCUUUGAUGGAGUUGUUUAUUUUGGCUUACGCUUGCAAAACAGCCUGUGGCAGGAGAAUCAUUGGUAUGUACAUGUACUUUUGUAUUGUAAGCUGUCAAGUCAUAUAAGUCUAAAUACAAUGUUAAUACUUGUUUAUAAUUUAAUUAAACAAACUGUUGGAGGCUAUCAUAAUUUAAACAGCCAGUCCAUCCUGAUCCACCUUGAUUUUGUUUUCUUCUAAUGGUGAAAAAAUUCCCAUUUUAUCUCUUACAAAUCAAAUUUGAUUUCAGGUUAAUUUUGAUUUAACCCACUAGGUUGGUUGAGAGUUUCCUUUGUAUCCUAGCCAUAGGAGACAAAAGGAAUAUUGGUAAAAUUUGACCUGUAGCAGAUACAUUAUUUUAAUGUCUUACCACUUUUUUAUUUUUGAUUUUUCACAUUUUACAUAUUUGGAUUGAGUUUGUUGUUGGUUCUCUCCUUUGCUGUGAGAGGUUUUCCUUGAGUUACUCCACUUUUCCCCUCUCCUCAAAAACCAACAUUUCCAAAUUGCAAUUCAACCAGGAAUCAGGUAGACGAAGAACCACUUUGUGGAUGUGCUACCUCCAAAUCAUUGUUAUUAUGUGUCACCAUUUUUAAUAGUCCAGUUUUGAAUUAAUAUUAACGCUGAAUACAAACAUUAAUGACACAUUCAUACAGGGUUAGCCUCGACAUAAAGUAAAAUAUUCAGAAAUUCCGGCAUGUAAGUGUUUGAAAUUUGAAUAUACACAAUAGACAGAGUACUAAACAGGUCUUGUUCUCGUUGGAAUUUGUGAGUAUAUAUUAUAUUUCUUCAGAUGGAGGCUAAGCCUGUAAAAAAUGCGUUUUGUAGCAAGACAUUUAUCAAAGUUUUUCAAUAAAAUUGUGACAGAAAUGUUGUCUUGAAACCUAAAGUACAGUUCACAACAAAGUUUAAUUUGCCUGAAUGAAAUUAAUUUAUUCUCAUUAUUUCAUUUCUUCUUAUUUUUUUUUAACUUUGUCAAUAAAGGGCUAAAAGUGGGUUCAGUGGUGACUAUGAAAGAAAACACACUGAAAGCUUGACCAGAUCAGUGUUAUUUCUGUUUCUUUCACCUAUAACCAGGUUUUCCAAUUUCCCAUUACUUUUUACUGGUUUAAUAAUGUGAUUUCCUGCAGGUGUGAUUCCAUACUUGCCUUACUCCAAGCAAAGUAAAAUGAACAAAAGAGGUUCCAUUCCUUCUAAACUGGUCGCAUCUCUUAUGUGCAGAGCAGGUAUGGUAUUACAUGCAAUCCUAACUUGGGUCAUACACUAUGGGUUGUUACCUUUUGUAAGGGCACAUUGUAUGAGUCCUGUCUUGAAGUCUAGCUCUGUCUCUUCCUCAUUGUUGUUGUUUUUUGCUAGGUUACUGGUCACUAAAUUUGGAGCCUCUGUUUUGGCAUCAUAAAUUUAAUAUGGAUGUGAAAGUCAUUAUGACAAUGAGAUUUAGUGAAUUACAGCUAGUGUGUUGUAAAUAGAUCACAGUGAUAUGUCAUAAUCAUAAUUUUACUGUAUUAAAAAAAUAAGUAAUGGUAACAGGACUGAGUGGAGUGCAAUUCGGUCUGUAAUCAUACGAGUGAUUAACAAAAUCGGACGACCGCGUAGCGGGAGUCUGAUUUGUUUAAUCACGAGUAUGAUUACAGACCGAAUUGGACGACACGAAGUUCUGUUACCAAUUAAUCAUAACUUUAACAACAUUUGUGAUAUAUGAGGCUCUUUUUUUAAUCAAAGGACAAGAAAUUCCGAGUUUUUUUUUUGCUAGCAGUGAAACAAAAAAAGCCAUUUAAGCGCGCGUGAUGGCGCAUACUGUCCAAUUACUUAGGCAUGACGUGUACUGUCCUAUUUAACUGUCCUAUUAAGGCUGAAAUCAGGGCAGUUGAUAGCCAAUCAGACUUAAGAAUUUUGUUAUAGUUAUGAUUAAAACUGAAAUAUGAAUAUGUGAUCUUUGGAACUUCUAUAAAACAUGAAGGUCAAAGUUCUAACUUGUUUAUCUUUUUGUAAGUAUUUCGGCAUAUACCUAGACCAGUCCUUGUCAUUUAAGGAACUUGUUACUUGGCUGAAUAACAAGAUAUGUAGUCAACUAAGUUUGUUAAGUAGGAUAUGUUACUAAUAACUUAACGGUCUAUGCAGCUGAAAGAGUCUUAACAACCAUGAUACUUCCCAAGUUAGAUUAUUGCGAUUUUUUUUUUGGAAAAACUUAGCUCCUUCUAGAUAUAAAUCUUUAGAAUGACUUCAAACAAAGGCCGCAAGAAUUGUUCUGAAGGAUAGCAAUUUUAGUCACCAUCAACUGUUAUGCCAAUUAAGUUGGAAGUCCCUUAAGGCGUGUUUUACUACAUAUUGGACAAUUUAACUUUUGUUUUUAAGUGUCUCUGGACAUAACUUUGCUCCAGAUCUUUUUAAGAGUUAUUUUAUCAAGUCUUCACAUAUUUAUUCCACUACGCUUAAUGGUUUAGAUAUUUUAAUUCCUGAAGUCCGUACAGAAUCUGCCAAGAAAGGUACAUUUUAUACUGGAGCCCAGGAUUUCAAUAACUUGCCACCACAUCUAAAGCAAGUUGACUCUACAGUGAUGUUUAAAAACUGGCUUAAUGAUAUUAUUUUUCUUAACGUUCUGGUAAAUCUUUUAGAGUAUUUUAGAGUCUUAAUUAACGUGGUUAUAUAAUAUUCUUGUGUUUAUCCAUUGACAUUGUACAUAGUUUUUACCUUUUUCUGAUAGUUGAUUCUGUUAUUGUUAUUUUUUCUUUUAACUGUUCAUUUUUUAGUUACCCAGGGAUCCAUUUAUAACAGCUUCAGCUGACGGGUUUACCCUGGUUAAAUAUGUUAUUAUUAUUAUUUAAAUAUUACCGUAUUUCUUCACCUAUAAGCCGAGCGAUUUUUUCAGUUUUCAACCCAAAAUUUUGGGAGAUUUUUCACGAAGAACGGGGUUCGGCUUGUAGCCGAGGGUUUUAGAUUUUAAAAAUAUACAGUUGCUGAAUAACUUUACCCCCCGGCUUGUCGUCAAGUUAGCAAUGAAGCAGAAGUAAUAAAACACAACAAAAAUAACUUCUGAAUAUUGGUUAGUCACUUUUAUGAAAUUGGUGCAAUGACGAAGCGGUGAAACCGCACAACAUUCUCUUCGAGGUCGGCGGGCAAUCGCUGGGCCAGAGUUGUUUUCGUUUGCAUGCUGACCGAGUGACGUCGUUUCCAUUUCUCAUACCAUCCACGGGAAGCUUUGAAAGAAGGAUCAUCAGUGAGCUCUUUAGCUUUAAGGCGAAGCAUCAAUCCACUCACAGCAAUACCUACGAAAAAUAAAAUAACAAUCUUAUUUUGAUGCGAGAUAACCGUAGAUUCGUGACUGCAGCACUCUUUUCGUGACAUGUUAUGAACUUGUCAUGACAACAACACAUUUCUGGCCAAUCAAAGUCUCUGUUUCCCACGCACUGAAAGACGAUAUCAUUCAACUCUACAAAAACUCUUACACGUUCCGAUAAACAAAGUAAAUACCAACCUUGUUCUCUUUGCUGUGAAAACCACCCCAUCACUUGCUGGUCUAGUUCGCGAUAUUUCGGAGUGAAACGGCCCAUCGUCGCACGUUUUGCAGACAUCUUCAGCUCACCAGAAAGAAUAGUCGCCUGGUUUCUUCUCCAGGGUCGUACCAUGGACUCUUAGUCCAUAUUCUCGAGCGAUUUCCGAGUUGUUUUCUACCACUUCAGCUUCCGCGAUAACUUUUAUCUUGAAAGCCAUACUAUACGUGGAACGGCGUGCUUUAGGCAUGAUGAUAAAGUAACGGCGACGAAAGGGAUACUCGAUCGAUUGAUACUUUGAAACGUUUAACUGAGAUUGUUGUUGUGGUUGAUCUGUUGUCUCUUCAUUGGUUCGCUUUUUUUCUUUUGUGUUUAUUGUAAUUCAUUACGUUUUGUGUUCAGUGAGUCAAUUUCUUAUGUUUUCUGUGAGGUUCGCUUGCUCAAAUGGCCAGUUACAAUCAAUAAUUUCGCUCUCGGCUUAUAGCCGAUGGUUUUACUUUUUUUUUUGGGCAGCCUGAGUCUAGUGGAAAGACCCUGACUUUCAGGGUCUCGGCUUAUAGCCGAGAUCGGCUUAUAGGUGAAGAAAUACGGUAUUAUUACUUGUAUUAUUAUUAUUAUUAUUAUUAUUGUUAAACCCUUAUUCCUGUUGUUGUUUCUCUCUCUCUGAUCAGUUGUUAAGUAUAGAAUUUCAAUCUGUCAUAAUCAUAAAAUAAUCACUACAAUAUUUAUUUAACUCUCAUACCUGGUCUUGUGUUCAUUAUCGUUCAGUGUAGAAUCUGUGAUAAAGUUUUGCUUACAGAGAAGAGUUACUUAAGAUUUAUGGUUCCCCCUUUGUCAACAUUUUGUGUUGGCCUCUGACUUGAUGACCAUAAUAUUUUGCCUUCUCUCUAUAGGUCUGACAGGCAUCAUAACAGUUGAUCUUCAUUCAAAGGAAAUUCAGGGAUUUUAUGAUGCACCAGUUGAUAAUUUAAGAGCUUCACCUUUCCUUGUACAGUACAUUGCAGAUAAGGUACAUGUAGCUGUCAUGUUAUCAUGGAUUAUAUUUUACUUCAUUAUUGUUGUGACUUCCUAACAUUGUUAUACAUGUUCAUUUGUACUGUACAGUGGAAUAUAAGAUCUUGAUGAUUGUUGGAGAUUAAUAAUUUGCUAUUAUGUACACUGUAUUAGUGAAGGCAAAAAGAGCAAACAUCUUUUAAUUGAGUAAGUUAACAUAAUCAUACCAUUCAAAGUGCAUUUUUAUCUUAGUUUAUAUUGCAAUAAAAAUAUACAUUAAUUUUAAAAAAUCUUAAGGGAUUUGUUUGUUUGUUUAUCUGUUGUUGCAGUUGUAAUCACUGGGUUUUUGUUGUCAAAAUCCCAGUUGUACGCUUAAGCUGUUGUAGUAUUUUUCAGUGGAAGUUUUAUUUGUUUUCGUAAAUCUGUAGCCUACCUAAGAAAAUGAUGAAUUUAUAUGACUAUUUGAUUAGGUCGCUGACUUCAGAAAUGCAGUUAUUGUUGCUAGGAAUCCAGGGUCAGCUAUAAGGUAAGAAGGGGGAACCAUGUUGAAACAAACAAACAAAACAACAACUUUAUCCUUGUCAAACUACUUAACCCUCAUCUAAACAAUGUGAAGCUCUAGCCAUUUUUACAAGGCAAAAGCAGUAUAUGUAUCUUCUUCCACAGAUUUUUUGACACCCAUCAUUGAGUAUUAGUCUAGCUCUGGGAUCAAACCCAUGAUCUCCUGCACCGUAGGUCUGUACUCACCAGAUGAGCUAAUGCAACCCUGUCUAAAGUGGGUUUCAGUAUUAAAUAGUAAUGACAAUGAGUAAAAUUGUAUUGUACAUCCAAGCAAUGCCUUUUGAAUUUGUUGUCAUGUAAAAGUUGCACGGCUAGGAGAUCUGAAACAGUCAAACAUUGUUUUCAUUUACUCAUGGCUGUUUCUCAGACGGUCUCCCAGUAGCCUGAGGCACCCAAGAAGUAUUGUUUUACUUGUGUAAUACAAAAUAUAUAAAAUCAAUGACAAAGUUUUGAUGUGAUUAAAAUUAAUUCACCUGAAUAUAAAUAACUUCUUAUUUAAAGACAAAUGACUGUAUUUCUGACAAUCGUUUUGUCCAUUGCAGGGCUACUUCUUUUGCAGAACGUUUGCGUCUUGGAUUGGCUGUUAUCCAUGGAGAACAAAAGGAGACUGAAAGCGAGCGUCUUGAUGGGCGUCAGUCACCUCCUCCAGCCUUAGCUGAGUCGCGACGGUUUGCAUAUAGUUUAACUGAUACAAUGGAUUUACCAGGUAAUGAUAACUAUUAUAAGCCUUAUGUGUAGCUCAGACAAGCAACAUACAGGUGUAUGAUUGAUUUAUAGGGAAAGGAGUAUUGUCUGACCAUUCAGAUAACAAGGUUCAGGCUCCAUGGAGCUACUCCUCUAAUGUUUCAGUUGAGACAUGUUAGUAACAGAAUCAACCCGUUUCAGGCUAUAAUAUGGCCUGACUGAUAAUGUGUUCCCAUCUGACAGGUGUUUCUGGUUUACAGGUCAUUGCAUCAUAAUUAACAUGAUGCAGUGACCUGUGUUUCUUUCUUCUUCACUUGAAGGAAAAUUAGCCCAUCUGUACAAUGGCAAUUACCUGCUGCUGUUUUGUAACCAUAAAAUAGGAGUGGGAAGAUCUGGGAUCUUUUUGGGUUUUGUUUUUUGCCCCUUUUUUGAUUUUCCCUGUCACUUUAACUUGAGAUUAUCCCCAGGGGUUUCUUCCCUAUAAAAAUGGUAGGGAUACUUGCCGGCAACUUCCAAGCACACCCCUACAAGAUACAAGAACCCUGUUUUGUGGGCAUGAAUCAAAUCCAUUUUUACCUCUAAAAGUUACUUAAAAACUAGUUGAGCAAUGACAUUAAUAGUUGUCAUCAUUUUUGGCUUCUGAUGGCAUUCAUUUUAGUUGAAAGCAACCUAAGCAGUACCAAUCCACAAUAUUUUAAAGGGUAGUUUCUUGGUAUUGCAGAUGGGUGUAAUCACCAAAUGACGUAAUAGAAAAGAUUGAAAAGACACUGAAAAAUACCCACACCACAACACAAAAGCAAACCAACAAUCUUUCUGCAGCACCAACAAACACCCUUAUUAUUAAGGUAUUACAAGCUCCGAGUGUGUAUAAUAUGCGAGCCAGCGAGCCAGCGAGUCAACAUGUGAGUCAACAUGCGAGCCAUGCGAGUCAUGCGAGUCAGCAUAAAAUAACUUUGUUUUUAACGUAAACUACUAAGUAACGUAUCUAUUCCAAAGGCAGGUCCUUUAAAAUUCAGCUUCAGAAAAAUUCGCCAACAUACAAAUUGAACGAGGUGAAACAAUAACAAAGGUUUGAGAAUGCGUUAAACAAAGGCUUAAAGGUUCUUCCUCGGUCACGUUUAAUGAGUCACACCAUAUGUGGUAAGCCACGUGACCAGAACAUAAAAAACACUCUUUAAAACCCAAACGUCUUGCGUCUUUCAUAAUAAAACCAAUGCCAAUGGCUUAAGAAUAUCGCGAUAAAAAAUCUGACUUACUAACGUUCCUUCUCAAAAUUCACAGUUAUUGAAAAAGCUAUGAUGUCAUUGAGGGGUAUUUUCGUUAGCGAGUCAACAUUUUACGAGUUUAUUCCUUGCGAUUUACUUAAGAUGUUUCUUUUCUUCAAGUUUAUACACUCGAUAAAAUUGCGGGCAACAUGACUCAUGACUUCGGGCGAGAUGACUUUCGGGCGACUUGACCAGUUACCUUUUCAUACAUUUUCUUUAAAAGACUUUCUUGCUGUCGUCUGAACGCUAAUUUCAUGCUACAAAUGUUAAAAAAGUUAAAUUGCUUAUGAUUCACCAAAAAAUGGAUUCUCUUUUCUUCGAACUUCUGUCUCGCAUGGCUCACAUGAUGACUCGCAUGACUCACUGGCUCGACUCGCAUGACUCGCUGGCUCGCUGGCUCGCAGUUUGUCAAGACCCACAAGCUCCCCUGUGCUGUCCCGCCCACCCCACCCUUUUCAGCCCACCUUUUUAUUCGCAGUGAGUUGCCUACAGUUCUACAUGUAAGUACCUAAACAUUAUCCUUAUUAAUUCUGCACUGUAUUAUAAUUCUUUUGAAUUUACUCCUUUUGCAGGUUUUCUUCCUAAAGCUAAACCGCCCAUUAAUGUUGUGGGUGACGUUGCAGGAAAGAUUGCCAUUAUUAUUGUAAGUUUUUAAUCAGGUGACCUGAACAGAACUCUUGGUCCCAUUGAUUGAUGAGCCAGAACGGUUUUUCAUUAAAUCAGUUUUUACUAAUUAUGAUAUUUAACAAAAUGAUAGUUCUGGUCCAUUGUGCUUUCUACUUCCGUUAGCCUUUUUAAACCCACGAACAUUUUUUUACAGUGCUACUUUGAUAUGAAUAUUUUUACGGUUCAGAUUUUAUAUACCAUGCACUUCGAUCUGCUAUAGUAAAGUGCAGGUUUCUCAGAAAUGAAAAGUGUUGUUGACAAUGUUGUUUUGGGAUGUGAGUGGUAGUUGUCAAUUCUGAUUUCCUUGUUUAAAUUCUUGUCCACAGGAUGAUAUGAUAGAUGAAGCAGAAUCAUUUGUAUCUGCGGCCAAACUCCUCAAGGAUCGGGGUGCUUACAAGAUUCUAGUGAUGGUAACACAUGGCCUCUUAUCGGCUGAUGCUCCAGAACUAAUUGAAGAAUCUGUCAUUGAUGAGGUGUGAUAUACUUCUAGUGUUUCUUACCAUUUUAAAUAUCCCCAGCUCCAAUCUCUUAAAUCUAAUAAUCUGUGUUAGUUGGACUAAACAUGUGUUCCCUAGAAAUGGUGCUAAUCUAUUUGUGUCCAGCGCAUUGUGUUGUCACAGUGAAGUAUGUUUACUUCUUCAGUUUAAGAAAAGCUUGAGUUGUUUUUAUGAAAACCAAGAGAAUUACCGAAUCUAUUGCACUCAGCCAGAUCCUGUCCCUCGAAAAAGUUUAUAGGCUCUCUAUAUCCCCAUCCUUGCCAACUUGCACCCCCUAACCUGCGGAAACGCUUACUUUUGCAAGUUCGGGGAAAUUUUGGCGGCGGAGCUGCUAGCGCUCGCGCUCGAAGUCAUCCUUCGUGGGGCGAGAAAAAGUGACUGAUCACAGGCUAUGCACCUCCUAUCUCCCUACGUAGUGCAUAGCCCGUCCUUCAACAUGAGUAAACGCUGAGAAGAACACAGGAGUUAUGUCUAUUCUUUGAAUAUUCCUGUCAGGUUGUAGUUACCAACACUGUGUCUCACGACUCUAAGAUGUCACGGUGCAGUAAGAUCAGGACUGUGGAUAUCAGCUCACUAUUAGCUGAAGCCAUUCGCAGAAUUCACAAUGGCGAAUCAAUGGGAUACCUCUUUAGAAAUGUUCCAUUAGAGGAUUAAAUUAGCUAGCAGUGCAUCGUUAUGCAGACGUCUGUCCUGGGUAUCAGGCGGUUGAGGCUGAAUAUGCUUGGAGUGUAAGUUUUAUAUUCACAAGCCUCUCGCAUGUUUCUUUUCAAAACCUCACUUUGUUUCUUUUAAUCAAGUUAGCACUGAUUAACGUCUUACGAAGGGUAAGUUGCCAGGAGCUCAGUGUAUAGAAGGACAGAAAGUAAAGAAAAAUUGCAGCAUUCGUAUGCCAUAAAUUUAUGUAAGUUCUGGAAACGAAAAUUGUAUACUUUUGGAGACUAUUAUGAAAACUUAUAUCUAACACAACACUCAUUACCGCGCGUGACAUGUACUAUAUGUUGAUUCUUGUACUUCCUGAAAAGAGAG